This is a messenger RNA of Prorocentrum cordatum, 2966 nucleotides long. Lineage: Eukaryota; Dinophyceae; Prorocentrales; Prorocentraceae. The record is from the annotation of a GenBank genome assembly.
GCAUCGUACCAGCUCGCUGACGUGCUUUCCGAGGAUGAAUGUUUCGGAGAUGCUGUGCAGCAUAACCGAGUUGGCUUGGGCGACAAGCAGACUAUCGGAAAGCCCACUUGGGAUGGCAUGAGUUCUUACGGUUGCGAGUAUAACAUUGCAGCGGACUUGGUCAUGUUCAACGAUCAGUCACCGACCCCGAGCUCCACUUCAACAGAACAACAAAACAUCUGCCUUGGCGUGGCAACCACAACCACCUCUUCAACCUUCACUAUCACAACUUCGAGCACUUUGUCGAGCAGUGAGACCAGAAGCAGCAUCAGCCCGACCAGCAGCACCAGCGAAACCACCACGACCCGGACCAGCAGAACCCUGCCCAGCAUCAGCGAGACCAGCGUGACCAGCAUCAGCGAGACCAGCAGCACCAGCCGCGACCAGCAUCAGCGAGACCAGCAGCACCGCAACCAGCAGAACCCUGACCAGCACCGCAACAAGCGGGACCCUGACCGGCACCAGCACGACCAGCAUCAGCGAGACCAGCAGCACCGUAACCAGCACCGGAACGACCAUCACUGGAACGACCAGCACAAGCGAGUCCAGCAUCACCGCCACUACUGUUUCCAACACGCAUCAGCCGUAUUCCUUGCUUCCUCCAGAUCAGAGCUGUGCAUCGUACCAGCUCGCUGACGUGCUUUCCGAGGAUGAGUGUUUCGGAGAUGCUGUGCAGCAUAAUCGAGUUGGUUUGGGCGACAAGCAGACUAUCGGAAAGCCCACUUGGGAUGGCAUGAGUUUUUACGGUUGCGUGUAUAACAUUGCAGCGGACUUGGUCAUGUUCAACGAUCAGUCACCGAACCCGAGCUCCACUUCAACAGAACAACAAAGCAUCUGCCUUGGCGUGGCAACCACAACCACCUCUUCAACCUUUACUAUCACAACUUCGAGCACUUUGUCGAGCAGUGAGACCAGAAGCAGCGUCAGCCCGACCAGCAGCACCAGCGAAACCACCACGACCCGGACCAGCAGAACCCUGACCAGCAUCAGCGAGACCAGCGUGACCAGCAUCAGCGAGACCAGCAGCACCAGCGCGACCAGCAUCAGCGAGACCAGCAGCACCGCAACCAGCAGGACCCUGACUGGCACCAGCGCGACCACAGCAUCAGCGAGACCAGCAGCACCGCAACAAGCAGGACCCUGACUGGCACCAGCACGAGUAGCAUCAGCGAGACCAGCAGCACCGCAACCAGCAGGACCCUGACCGGCACCAGCGCGACCAGCAUCAGCGAGACCAGCAGCACAGUAAACCUUGAGUUGACGUGGCUCGGCAUGGACCAGAGUACAUCUAGCGCGGGAGUGACGAGCAUUGAAGUCAUGAUUAUGUUCGGUCUUGUCCUCGCGGGCGGCAUCGCUAUGUGGGUCUUUGCGGUCACAAUCAUCACGAGGUACCAGCGUCGAAAGCGCGCGGCAACGACCGUGCCCACGGACCUUGCUAGCCAUUCGGGUCAGCCUGGAGCCAUGCGGAUCAGUGCGCAAGCUUGCGACGCUGACCCUGGCACUGCGGGCGGACCGGUCGGCACGGCGCCAGCGGGCACCCGUGGCCAGCCGUCUGCCAGCCUCGAGGGGGCCAUCCGCGAGGCUUUCGGGUCCAUGGGCGAGUUCAAGGCCCGCUUCGAGGCCCAGUGCGCCCGAGGUGGCUCCGCCUGGGCCUGGCUCGUGGUGACCGCUGACAGCAGGCUGGCUAUCACGUCCACGCUGAGCCAGGAAAACCCCUUCGUGGACGGCGCCGAGGAGGAUAUCCCUGGGGCCCCAAUCCUGGCCUGCAGCCUCUGGGAUCACGCCAGCGGCCUGGAGCAGUUCCAGUGCCAGCGCCAAGCCUACAUGCAGGCUUGGUGGAGCGUGGUGAAUUGGGAGACCGUCAGUACAUUGUACGACGAGGCCCUCAAUAGCAAGGCCCCAACUACCGAGGGCAACCUUGUCGGUGAUACAACUGUGGAAUGUACUCAUAUGCCGCCGAUUGGCAGUGCUUCCUUGCAUCGGCCCGUGGCGAUACCUGAUAUUUGGUGAAUUCAGGUUGGCUUCGGUGAGCAAUGGCCCCGAUGCCUCCCCCCGACUCAGGUACCACACACCUGGUUUCCAUCUCUCUUCUUCCUCCUCUUCCUCCUCCUCCUCCUCCUCCUCAUCUCCCUCCUCUUCCUCGUCCCGUUCCUCCCCUUCAAACGGCUGCGCCCUCUGCGCGGUCGUGUCGUUCGUGAGUAGACCCGACCAAGUUGGUGCUCCCGUAUGUCGAAGGUAUAUUGCACUGCCUUAACUCCUUCCUGUGUAACAUGUCAUCCAUGUGCGGACACAGCUGCUUGCCGGCAUCAGCGAUGUUCGUUGCAGGCCGCAGUGGUCCCGCGCAGCCGUUUGGGGCCAACCCCUCUGCGCCAGCACGGGCGGGGACAUCUUCGCGGCGUUCUGCUUGCUGCUGGCGUGGCAUCUGUAUAAGCCAGGGGCACGACGUCACCCUGUCUACGCGCUGGCCAGCAGCCAGCCCGAAGGGAGGCUUGCUGUCGAAUGUUUUGGCGCUCCGCCCACCUCUUACAGCCAGCGCGUGGCCUGCGCCAGCGCACACACGCCGAGCCGACCGACCGCAUCGCAACAACAACAUAGCCACGCGGCGUGCAGCGACCAGUGGCGGCGUGCGCGGCGUUCGCUCUUGGCGCCCACGGCUGCCGUUCGCCUCGGAGGCAAAGGCGAGGGCAGGCUGCCGCGUGUCUCGUGUCCUCUGCCACGGCGGGCCCAUACCAGGCCUCGGCCGUCCAGGCGAUGCCGCGUGUCCAAUGUCGCGGCGUGUUCCUCCUCUCUUUCACCGGUGGCGAGCCCCGCACCGCGUCGCCGCGUGUCGUGGUCUUUGAUUGCAUGGCUCCAGCAUCGCUCACCCAUCCUCAUCCCCGUCAGGCCACGGUAUCUCAGCCCUCUGAUCAACGCAUCAACGUACGGAC